AUGGAGGAAACCACCAGAGAGAGCUUCUUCUUCUCUCAACCCAAUCUUCCUCUUGAAAUGAUGGAAGAGAUUCUCUUAAGACUACCCGUAAAGUCACUAUCACGAUUCAAAUGCGUUUGCGUCUCGUGGAGAUCGUUAAUCUCAGAGUCUCUGUUUACUCUUAAACACGCUUUGCUCUUGGAAACCUCAAAGGCAACCACUUGUAAGAAGAGCCCAUUCGGAGUCAUCACGACGUCACGGUACCAUCUCAAAUCUUGCUGCGUCCACUCUCUGUACAAUGACUCAACGGCCAACGUUUUUGAGCAUGACGGUGAGCUUUUAGGCAGAGAUUACUACCAAGUCGUGGGGACUUGUCAUGGCCUGAUCUGUUUCCAUGUUGAUUACAGCAAGAGCCUCUACUUGUGGAACCCGACCGUCAAGCUUCAAGAAAGAUUGUCUGGUUCGGAUCUCGAAACGAGCGAUGAGGUUGUUGUAACCUAUGGGUUUGGUUAUGAUGCAUCUGGAGAUGACUAUAAAGUGGUUGCAUUGUUGCAAGAAAGGCAACGAUUGAAGACAGAGGCAAAGAUCUAUUCAACGAGACAAAAGCUAUGGAGAAACACUUGUUUCCCAUCUGGUUUUAUUGUUGCUGACAAAUCAAGAUCCGGAAUCUACAUCAACGGGACUCUUAACUGGGCAGUCACUCAUCCAUCAUCAUCAUCUUCGUUAACACCAUCAUUAGCAACUAUCAUAUCGUAUGAUAUGUCAAGAGAUGUGUUCAAGGAGAUUCUUGGACCAGUUUGUUGCAAGAGAGGAUGUUUUACAAUGACGCUUGGAGAUUUGAGAGGGUCUCUUUCGAUGGUUUGUUAUUGCAAAGGAGCAAAUGCUGAUGUUUGGGUGAUGAAGGAGUUUGGAGAAGAAGAAUCAUCAUGGUCUAAACUCUUGACCAUUCCCGGUUUGACUGAGUUUGUUAGACCGGUAUGGAUCUCAAACGAUUUGGUGGUUUUGUUGGAGUUUAGAUCCGGUUUAGCUCUCUAUAACUGUGCCAAUGGAAGGUAUCAGUACCCUGUUUCAGACAGUUUGAUUGGUUGUCGUGACGCUAAAGUUUAUGUCAAGACAAUGGUUUCUCCAAAUGGUCUUUGA
Messenger RNA from Microthlaspi erraticum, 1119 nucleotides. The record is from the annotation of a GenBank genome assembly. NCBI's taxonomy places the organism in Eukaryota, Viridiplantae, Streptophyta, Magnoliopsida, Brassicales, Brassicaceae.